Molecule: messenger RNA, 1572 nt
Organism: Cryptomeria japonica (Japanese cedar)
Lineage: Eukaryota; Viridiplantae; Streptophyta; Pinopsida; Cupressales; Cupressaceae
Product: low affinity inorganic phosphate transporter 3-like
Exons: 1
Coding region: 4-1572 (522 amino acids)
Biological process (GO): phosphate ion transport; transmembrane transport
Cellular component (GO): membrane
Molecular function (GO): phosphate transmembrane transporter activity
Source: RefSeq, a predicted model, not a curated record
ACCAUGGCGAAGAAGCAGCUGGACGUCCUGACGGCUCUGGACUUGGCAAAAACACAAUGGUACCAUUACACAGCCAUUAUAAUUGCGGGAAUGGGCUUCUUCACUGAUGCCUACGACCUCUUCUGUAUCACCACUGUAACUAAACUGCUGGGACGAAUUUAUUACUAUGAUCCCACCAAAAACAAGCCGGGCGUCCUGCACGCUGAAGUAACGUCUGCGAUCACGGGGGUGGCCUUCUGCGGAACUUUCGCGGGACAGCUGUUCUUCGGGUAUAUGGGCGACAAACUGGGACGAAAGAAAGUGUACGGCGCCACCCUGCUGCUCAUGAUUGUUUGCUCCAUCGCCUCUGGCCUCUCCUUCGGCAAAUCUAGUAAAGGCGUGAUUAUCACGCUCUGUUUCUUCAGAUUCUGGCUGGGCUUCGGGAUUGGCGGAGAUUAUCCCUUGUCCGCCACCAUAAUGUCCGAGUAUGCCAACAAGAAGACCAGAGGAUCCUUCCUCGCAGCCGUCUUCGCCAUGCAAGGCUUUGGCAUCCUCGCCGGCGGUCUAGUAUCCCUCAUCGUCUCCACCGCAUUUCAUGACCAUGCCGCCGACCUAGACCACUAUAGGACAUCUCAUCGAGCAGACUAUAUAUGGAGAAUCAUCCUCAUGUUCGGCGCCUGUCCGGCAGCUCUUACGUUCUACUGGCGCAUGAAGAUGCCGGAAACCGCUCGCUACACGGCCCUGAUCGCCAAGAACGCAACCAAAGCGGCGGCGGACAUGUCGAGAGUUCUGAAUGUCCAACUCCAAGAAAGUUCAACGAAAAUGCAGUCUAACGAGCCAGAAUAUAAGUUGUUUUCAGCCGAGUUCUUCAGACGCCACGGCCUACACCUCCUAGGCACUACCACCACCUGGUUGCUCCUCGAUAUCGCCUUCUACAGCCAAAACCUGUUUCAAAAGGACAUGUUCACUACCGUCGGCUGGCUCCAUAAGGCCGACAAGAUGGGAGCUGUACACGAAGUACAGAGGAUCGCAAGGGCACAGUUGAUAAUUGCGAUGGUAUCGAUAAUCCCGGGGUACUGGUUCACGGUAUUCCUGAUCGACCACAUUGGCCGCUUUGUCAUUCAGCUCAUCGGCUUCUUCUUCAUGUCCUUCUUCAUGUUCGUGCUCGCUAUUUGGUACGACAAAUGGCUACAUCACAAGACUGGCUUCGUUGUCCUCUAUGCACUCACCUUUUUCUUUGCAAACUUCGGGCCCAACAGCACCACAUUCAUUGUUCCGGCCGAGCUUUUCCCCGCCAGAUUUCGCUCAACCUGCCACGGCAUAUCGGCUGCCAUGGGAAAGGUUGGGGCCAUCAUUGGCGCUUUUGGGGUUGGCUAUCUUGCUGAUCCUUCCAAAAUAAAAUCCACCAAAGAUGGCCACGGCCAACUCAAGCCUGCUCUGUAUGUGCUCGCUUGUACGAAUGCUGUGGGUUUUGCUUUCACGUUUCUGGUGCCUGAAACAAAUGGCAAAUCCCUCGAAGAACUCUCUGGAGAAACCGAUGGAGUUGAAGAGAAGGAGAAGGAGCUUAAGGCUAUGCCCACCAUCAGUGUGUAG